Messenger RNA from Iphiclides podalirius (scarce swallowtail), 2700 nucleotides. NCBI's taxonomy places the organism in Eukaryota, Metazoa, Arthropoda, Insecta, Lepidoptera, Papilionidae. The record is from the annotation of a GenBank genome assembly.
AUGGGCGCUAAAGAGAGCGUGGAGGCUGCUAAAUUCUCUUCGCAAAAUUGGAACAAUUUCGAGCAUGGCGUUGUGAAGCAUCACCACAGACACGGAACGCAGCGCUCGCAGAGUCUGAACCGCGGACCUUCCCUCUCGCGCACUGAUGGCACCUGCAUAGUGCAGUGCGCCGAGUGCGGCACGCGCACGAUGGGCAAUAAAUUGUCGUCGUGCUCAUGCGCGCCCAUCCUCCGCAAGGCGUACCGCUAUGAAGACAGCCCGUGGCAGAACUCCCGUAGGCGUGAUGGUCAUCUAUUAAGACUUUGGGCGGAGGUGUUCCACGUGUCGGCGAGUGGCGCUGGUACUGUCAAAUGGCAGCAGGUUUCGGAGGACCUGGUGCCUGUCAAUAUCACCUGCAUCCAGGACUCGCCCGAGUGUGUGUUCCACAUCACCGCCUACAAUUCCCAAGUUGACAAGAUUCUCGACGUAAGACUACUUCAACCGGGCACCCGGAUAGGACAAGCUUCAGAAUGCUUUGUGUAUUGGAAGGACCCAAUGACGAACGAUACAUGGGGAUUAAAUUUCACAUCUCCAAUCGAUGCCAAACAGUUUAGAGAAUGUUGUUCACCAUCGUUCAAGUUUUCGCGCAAGGCUUCAUCGAGUUACAGCUUAAAAUUGGAGCCACCGGGGAGCAAGCAAAAGUUUAAAACUAAAAGGAAACCGGUGUCCACACCCGCUAGUCCCAAUCGCUCUAGUCUGACUUACGGACGCGAGCCGCAAUGCACGUGCAUGACUCAAGAGCAAUACGCAAGGCUCAGGGCCCAAGACCCGCGAUAUCGUUCCUCGACUCUGCCACGUACCACCGCCCGUGCCAUAGAAACUGAGACCGGAGCACCGGGCGGUACAGCAAAUCGCUCCGACAAGGUCGCUGCCGCAACUUCCUCCACUUCGUUGUACGACAAUGUCACAAACUCGCAACCUGCAACACAGCCGCCACCAAAGCCGGCUGCACGGCAGACUGAAGCUCAGCCGCCUACGCGUCCCCCAAAAUCGCAGGAGACGUCGACUAUGACUACUAACACGUCUACAGCACCUAAGACAGUAACUGCCUCGGUCGGCACGCAUGGCACUAAUACAUCUGAGGAAAAUCAAGGGCCGUCCGGUGGAGGCGCUGCCCAACAUGGUCAAGACUUGAAAUCCGAGGGGGUGCAAGCAGGAGGUACACUUACAACAUCGAAGUCAUCAUCCACUUCUACUCGUUCCGGCAAAGACCAUUUGCAGCACAUGCCCAAGAGCGUUGACUAUGGAGACGGCAACGAAUCGUCCCGUGAGUCUGACAAGCACGCAAUGCAUCAUCAUAAUGUCAUAAACAACAACACUGGCUCACGGCGUACCAAGUCCAAGAGUACAGAAGACAUGAAUAUGGACUCGAGCACGUUGAAGCGUAUGCUUAAGCCGAUGCCGUCGACUGAAAGCCCUGUCACCUCUCCGGAAAUGGGUCGUCGACGGUACGGCGUCGCUGGGCCCUGUCCGCCCUCGUGCGGCGCCCACGGCCACCGCCACCCCCAGCACAUGCACCCCCACGGCCACUACUCGCACGUCGUCAACAACAACAGCCGACAGAGCUCACAGCGCUACCCUUCAGCCAGUAGGGGUGUGGGUGCGGGGGCGGCGCCAAGCGGUUAUCCGGGGCGCGGCUUAUACUUGGAACUGGGUGGUGGUGAGCGGGACCUGUCACCACCGUCUGACAACGUGAUGUUCGACAACCAGUGCUACGCGACCACUCCGUCAUCCUCCAACGGGAACUCCGACCAAGAGCAUUGCCAACGCCGCGACCCACGCCAGCAUCAUCACCCGCAGCCGAAGCCGUGCCUAUCACGGCAGGUUUCGCAAUCGAGUGCCACUCCGGCCCCUGGUUCGCCCACCUCGCGCCUGCUUCUCGAGUACGAGAUGCACCUCCGCAACACUUUGGCGAAGGGAAUGGACGCGGAGAGCUACAGCCUGCACACGUUCGAGGCGUUAUUGAGCCAAAGCAUGGAGGACUUAGAAUACAACGAUAGUAUGCCGCCUACCAAUCAGCGAAGCCCGUAUCCACCACGUAGACGCCCAGCAUCGCAAUGCUCAGGUGGUGGAAGCCGCUCUUCCACCCUGCCACUGCCGCAUCGACUUGGCGUUGAAAGGCAACACAGUGCAAGAUCUGAUCGAGAUGGUUACUACAGCGACCGUAACGAGCUCAUGCGGGAACGCGAGAGGGAAAGGGAACGAGGAUACCUGAGUGAUCACAAUACAAGGGAUCGCCAUCGAGAUCGCGAUCAAGGAUAUUUAAGCGAUCAUCAGUCAAGCUUCGUGAGUGCGUCGCGCUGCGCCUCGUGUAUUGGUGAGUCGGCUCGCUCGGCUUGGUACCGCCAUUCGGAUGGUUGGCGUGGUGCCCCGCCUCCUGGGCCCCGCCGCUCGCCCUGGGACUCCCUGCCCAGCUUGCGCCACGAGGGCAGCCUCAAUGACUCCGGGUACCGGAGCAACCGAGCCGACAGCUUCGAGCAGCGGGGUGUGUUCGAUCGCCAAGAUAGCGUCCGUUCGGAGUACACCAGUGACAGGGAGUCUACUCGUUAUGGCAUCGUACAACAAGCUUCCAUUGACAGCACCGACUCGAGAAUCUGCUACUUAACAUCUAGUGAGGCUAACAAGGAAGAAAAGAACCCUGUCCCAAAGACAGGUGGGAAG